Molecule: messenger RNA, 3289 nt
Organism: Pungitius pungitius (ninespine stickleback)
Lineage: Eukaryota; Metazoa; Chordata; Actinopteri; Perciformes; Gasterosteidae
Product: sodium- and chloride-dependent GABA transporter 2-like
Exons: 15
Coding region: 163-1926 (587 amino acids)
Biological process (GO): sodium ion transmembrane transport
Cellular component (GO): plasma membrane
Molecular function (GO): gamma-aminobutyric acid:sodium:chloride symporter activity
Source: RefSeq, a predicted model, not a curated record
CACUCUGAGACCUACACUCAUGGGCUCUCUCAUGGUCAGAGACCUGAAAACAGCACUUAUCCCCCAGCGACCGGAGACCUUUCUUCAACGGGCAACAGAUGAUUCCCACCUAGGGAUAAUUGGAAGCAUAACUAAAGACAAGAAGACACUUUUCUCAGUGUGAUGGAGCCUUUUGGUCCAGAGGUCAGGUUCAUGCUGGAUGCAGCACAUCCUGCCCCCACUGCACCCAGCACCGGGGCCAGAGGACAAUGGUCCAGCAAGAUGGAGUUCCUCUUGGCUGUGGCAGGACAGAUCAUAGGCCUAGGAAAUGUGUGGAGGUUCCCUUACCUGUGCUACAAAAAUGGAGGAGGGGUGUUCUUCAUUCCUUAUAUCCUCUUUCUCUUUACCUGCGGCAUCCCCCUGUUCCUCCUGGAGACGUCACUCGGCCAGUUCACCAAACAGGGAAGUAUCACCUGCUGGAGGAAAGUUUGUCCCCUUUUUGAAGGGAUGGGUUAUGGCAAUAUUGUGGUUGUUUUGUACUCCAGCAUCUACUACAUCAUAAUAUUGUCCUGGGCUUUCCUGUAUCUCUUCUCCUCUUUCAACUCUGAGCUUCCUUGGGCCAACUGCAGAAACAACUGGAACACAGAGACCUGUGUGGAGUUUGAUCGGCGAGCGGAUCAUUUAAACUGGACUGCUGCUGAAAAUGCAACGUCCCCAGUGAGGGAGUUUUGGGAGAGAAGAGUUCUCAAUCUCACGGGAAGCAUCCAUGAGUUGGGAAGCGUUCGAUGGGAGCUGGCUCUGUGUCUCCUGCUGUCCUGGGUCAUCUGUUACUUUUGUGUCUGGAAAGGAGUGAAGUCCACUGGGAAGGUAGUUUACUUUACCGCCACAUUCCCCUACCUGAUGUUGGCGGUGCUGCUUGUUCGGGGAGUCACGUUGCCGGGGGCGAUAGACGGGAUCAAGUUCUACCUCUACCCGGAUCCAUCCCGCCUGUCGGAUCCACAGGUGUGGAUGGACGCUGGCACACAAAUAUUCUAUUCCUAUGCUAUUUGUAUUGGGUGUCUAACUGCACUUGGCAGUUAUAACAAGUAUAACAACAACUGUUACAAGGACUGUGUGUACUUGUGCCUCCUGAACAGUGGAACCAGUUUUGUUGCAGGUUUUGCCAUUUUCUCUGCACUUGGCUUCAUGGCGUACGAGCAGAACACGGACAUAUCAAAGGUAGCAGAGUCAGGUCCCGGCUUGGCGUUUAUUGCGUAUCCUCGAGCAGUCGCCAUGAUGCCUUUCCCGCAGGUCUGGGCAAUAUUCUUCUUCGUUAUGAUCAUCCUGCUGGGACUGGACAGUCAGUUUGUAGGUCUAGAAGCCCUCGUAACAUCGAUUUCUGACACCAAUCCUUCCUUCUUCCACGUCGGCCAUCGACGUAAACUUCUUCUACUUGGUAUUGCUGUGGUCAGCUUCUUCAUUGGACUUGUGAUGGUUACGGAUGGUGGACUGUACAUCUUCCAGGUGUUUGACUACUACGCCUGCAGCGGGAUGACUCUGCUCCUCUUUGCCAUACUGCAGUCGAUUUGCAUUGGAUGGAUUUACGGUGCAGACAGGUUUUAUGAUAACAUAGAAGACAUGAUUGGAUACAAGCCGCUACCUCUGAUUAAGUAUUGUUUAAAAUACGUCACUCCAGUAAUAUGCAUGGGGACAUUUGUUUUCUCCUUGGUGAAAUACACUCCUCUGAAGUUCAACAACACCGUUGAGUACCCGUGGUGGGGUUACGCUCUGGGCUGGUGGUUCACGCUCUCCUCUACACUCAUGGUUCCUCUGCUGAUGUUAUACAACGUGAGCACCACUCCCGGUACCCUGCGUCAGAGGAUCACCAUCUUAUGCACUCCGCACGAAGACCUCAAUUUGGACAAAUCAGACAAGAAAGGAUUGGAUUUGCUUGACGUGUCCUUGUGAAGACGUGAGGCAAAGUCUGCCCUCAAUCCAGUCCUCUUACUCAAGGAAAGGUUCUCAAUCUUCUUUUUGAAAAAAGCCAUGUCUAUUUGUUGCUGUUGUCCACAAUCUUCAUUCCUAAAAUAAAUGCAGCUGUCACAUUGAUCAAACUCACUCGGCAUCUCGUGAGUAGGGACGAACUCCUUUUAUAAACAGUUCAUCUGUUGAUUUUGAAUCCAUGAUUGGAUUAGUUCCGCAUUAAGUGUCAAUAAAUAGUGAUGCAUGUACAUCACAAUUGCCCAGAGCAUUGAGUUCAGAUGUUCUGAAGACAAUUCAUAAAAAACUGUGAAUUCUCACAUUGGUUACAGAUUAGUAAUCUUUUGAUCAAGUGAUUCAUCUUAGUUUUUUUUCAGCUGUGAAACUAACACUAACCUUUUAUUUUUGUAAAGAAAAGGUUUCGCAAAUGUUGGUUUGUUUAACCAGGCUGGGUGACUAUCUGGAGUAAAGUCAAACUGAUAAGAACACGUAAUACAAACACAUUGAACACAGGUCAAUAUUAUUAAAACAGGUACGUGAGAGAGGGAAGGUUUCUAAGGGCGGGAUUCAAACCUCGGACGCCGCCUGCACCUGAGCCGUGUGAGUGGGUUUUUUCACCUGUGCACUUUGCUCCCAUGGACAUAGGAAACAAGGUCGUGGUGGGUGUUAAAAACAAACAUCGUGGGGUUGGAUUUUGGGGAAGUGAUGUGAGUGAGACACACGGAGCGAACCUGAUGGUUUUAACAUCACAAAGGGUAUAUUUCUAACAGUUUUAUUUUUUACUGUAGUCUCCACUCUAAGCUUUAUUAUAGUUUUUAUACAGGUGAAGGUUGAUAUUCAUGUAGUUUUGUAUCGUUUAUUGUGGCAUUAUUCCUUUUUAUAACACAUACAUGCUGUAAUAUGAACUUAUUACAUUAAUAAUUAAUUAAUAUUUAAUUAAACAAAUUCCUAGAACUAGUGUACAACAAACUUCAUAGUUUCAAUCUUAUUAAUCAAUGUGCCAUUGUUAGAUAUGAUUCAUGAAUGAGGCCCUCUGGUAUUCAUUUGAUAAAGUAUUGACAUGCCUCAGUAAGGUGGAGGCUCAUCACUAUUGGAUACUUCUUUUAAUUUGUUUUUUUUAUUCUGUCUAACCGACUGACAACGUGUUCGGUGAGAAAGAAUCUGAUAAUGAUCAGCUACCAGGUUGUUCUCAAAUUAACUUUUGUUAAUAAAGUUGUCAAUAUCAUAAACAGUCGAUUAUUGUGUGCCUGGGUGGUACUGUUGUUAAUAAAGGAAUCAUAAUGCAGAAACAAUUGUGUCUGACUGUACCAACACAACGACAUGUGCAAAUAAAGUCGUUCUAACCACCACA